This is a messenger RNA of Colletotrichum gloeosporioides, 1125 nucleotides long. RefSeq lists its product as uncharacterized. NCBI's taxonomy places the organism in Eukaryota, Fungi, Ascomycota, Sordariomycetes, Glomerellales, Glomerellaceae. The record is from RefSeq and is a predicted model, not a curated record. Bases 1 to 1125 code for a protein of 374 amino acids. The transcript has 2 exons.
AUGGCCACCGUGACACUCAGCUGCCCAGAUCUGCUCGCCAAGGCGAUGCCCAUGACACAAGAGCAGAUCGAAGCGGAGCUCUACAUCCCUCAGUUUGACCCCGCCAUUCAUCUUGACUACAAACCUCCUACCCGCCGCCACACUUUUACAGACCUCGGACUCCCAGUGCCGAAAGGAUGUCCUGACAUGUGCUACACGGAGCCUUUCCACCUCUUCUCGGAGGAGGGCAUCCGGAUGAUUCGUCGAGAGGCCUUCAGACGCGAGUUUCUGGAUAAGUAUAUGAAGACGUAUGGAGAGAAAGAGUAUUGCAUUAUCCGCGGGUACGGUGACUCCAAGGGAGAUGGUGUCUUCUUGAAGCAAGCGUGGAACCAUCCUGUCACCCAGGCCGCAGUCAACAGCGCCUACGGGCAUGCCUUGAGGCUUCAGAGCGGCGAGGUCGCCUUAGGGUACAUCAACGUGCAGCUAGGAGACGGCGGCGGCGGAGUCAGCACCCCUUACGAGCUUCCCGAGGAGCCGAUGAAGCCUAAGCCUCCUACGGCCAACUUGGCCUCUGAAGAAGAUCUGGAUGAAGACGAGGUCCUCGAUAUGUGGCACAAGGACAUGGCCCCCGUUGUGAUUGUUCUCAUGCUCAGUGAUACCUCUACUAUGCUCGGCGGCGAGACGGUCAUCAAGAUGGGCGACGGGCGAAUGAAGAAGGUCAAGGGAGCUUCCGUCGGCGGCGCUGUAAUGAUGACGGGCGGAUAUCUCGAGCACUCGGCCAUACGAGUGCGCAACUGCGGUGAGCGUCUGAGUUUGGUCAAUUCUUAUGACUUCCUCGAUCCUGACGCGGACGACACGGCCACAUCGCUGAGGAGCUUCAAUCUGCGCUGCGACAGCCUUGUCAAGGGAAGGAAUACCAUUAUGACGCAGAAGCUCUGGCGGCUUCGAGAGCGGUGCGACCUGGCUAUCAAGCGAGUCAAUGAGCGUGGUGCCGAGGGGGAGACGCCGAGCCAAGAGGAGGUGGAGGCAUGGGUGAGGGACCAGAUUCAUCUUCUCAAGCACACGUCCUGGGAGAUGUUUGAGCGUGUACCUGAUUACGUUGGCAAGGAGCUUCCGGAAAAUGCGUUGCGGAAUUACUUGUCUUGA